Linderina pennispora is the source of this 708-nucleotide messenger RNA. Its product is annotated as Phospholipase/carboxylesterase. NCBI's taxonomy places the organism in Eukaryota, Fungi, Kickxellomycota, Kickxellomycetes, Kickxellales, Kickxellaceae. Gene Ontology annotation, cellular component: cytoplasm. The record is from RefSeq and is a predicted model, not a curated record. Gene Ontology annotation, molecular function: palmitoyl-(protein) hydrolase activity; carboxylic ester hydrolase activity. The coding region runs from base 1 to 708 and encodes 235 amino acids. The transcript has a single exon. Gene Ontology annotation, biological process: protein depalmitoylation.
AUGUCAGGCCCUUCUGCGUUAACGAGUGUUGUAUUGAAGGCGCGCGCCCAGCACACAGCGUCGGUUAUCUUCUUGCACGGUCUCGGUGACAGUGGUCACGGAUGGGCGCCAGUAGCGCAAAUACUGUCGCGCACGCUGCCGCACGUAAAGUUUAUUCUCCCAAAUGCCCCAGAGAGUCCGGUAACAUUGAACUUUGGCAUGUCAAUGCCGUCGUGGUAUGAUAUCAAGUCGCUGGGGCGGGUCACGAAGGACGAGGACGAGGCCGGGAUGCGCGAGUCGAUGAUCAAGGUGAACAAGAUCAUUUCUGACGAAGUCGCGGCUGGGAUCUCACCGGAGCGCAUUGUGCUGGGCGGGUUCAGCCAGGGCGGUGCCAUGGCGCUGUUCACCGGGCUGCAGUCCGAGCUCAAGCUGGGUGGCCUUAUCGUGCUCAGCGCGUACCUGCCGAUUCGCGACCGGAUCUUCCAGCUGGCCACCGAGGCAAGCAAGUCGGUGCCUAUUAUGCAAGGCCACGGUACAGCUGACGGUGUGGUGCUGUUUGAGUAUGGCAAGAUGACUAACGAGACGCUAACCAGCAAGGGAUACGACUGCAAGUUCCAUGUCUACGAGCACAUGGAGCACUCGAGCUGCGAGGAUGAGAUCAUGCACAUGUCGCUGUUCCUGAAGAAGCGCAUUCCCGAGCAGUUCACCCCGCCUGCCUCUUCUCUGUAA